AUGGCGUCCUCAGGCGUGACGGGGUCGCCGUGCGGCGCGUGCAAGUUCCUGCGGCGCAAGUGCGCGGCGGAGUGCGUGUUCGCGCCAUACUUCUGCGCGGAGGACGGCGCGUCGCAGUUCGCGGCGAUCCACAAGGUGUUCGGCGCCAGCAACGCCGCCAAGCUGCUGCAGCAGGUGGCGCCCGGCGACCGGAGCGAGGCGGCCGCCACGGUGACCUACGAGGCGCAGGCGCGGAUGCGCGACCCGGUGUACGGCUGCGUCGCGCACAUCUUCGCGCUGCAGCAGCAGGUGGUGGCGCUGCAGGCGCAGGUGGCGCAGGCGAGGACGCACCUGGUGGCGGCCGGCCACGGCCACCCGCUCCUGUACCAGCAGCAGGCGGCGUGGCAGGUGGCGGAGACGUCGACGACGCAGAGCAGCUCAGGGUGCUACAGCGCGCACCGCUCCGACGACGGGUCAUCCAUGCACGCGCCGGCGGAGAUGUACUGCUUCGGCGAGCAGGAGGAAGGCAGCUACUAG
Molecule: messenger RNA, 516 nt
Organism: Lolium rigidum
Lineage: Eukaryota; Viridiplantae; Streptophyta; Magnoliopsida; Poales; Poaceae
Product: LOB domain-containing protein 29-like
Exons: 1
Coding region: 1-516 (171 amino acids)
Biological process (GO): positive regulation of DNA-templated transcription; hormone-mediated signaling pathway
Cellular component (GO): nucleus
Source: RefSeq, a predicted model, not a curated record